UUCAUAACUUUGUUUUUUUUUUAAUUUAUUAGUAACUUAUUUUUAUUUUUUCUUCCACCUUUUAUUCUGACAACGUACUGUACCACCACGAUAAACAUGAUGUAUAACAGUUUUGAGUUUAUAGUUAACUUUCUUCGCUUGACUUGGUAAGACAAGCUCGUGUGCAGCGAACUUUGGUGUUACAUAUAUCACCAGUAUCUUCAUAUAAAUAAAUGUAGACUUAUAAUUAUGGGUCCCAACAAUUAUCAAAAUCAUUUGGAGUUUUUCACACUGAGGAAGUAAGUCGAUAAAAAAAAAUAUCAACAAUGACAACAACUUGCUGUCAAAGAUAUGUUGGUUCCCAGAUACGUAAAUACGUUAGUUGUCGAUUUAAAGCCACGAUGGCAGCCAUCUUGGCACCUGAAUAUGAAACUGAGCAUGCAAAGUCAUUUGAAGAUAUCCCAGGUCCGCCAUCACUGCCGUUUGUCGGAGCACUAGUUAACCAUUUUCCUUGUGGUGCAUUUCACGGAAAAACUCCCCCACAAAUUUAUGAAAUGUGCCGGCAAAAAUAUGGAGACAUAUAUAAAGAAAGAAUUUUUCACUUCUCGUUCGUUCAUGUUUUUGAUCCUGAUGAUUUUGAAACUGUUUUUCGAGCUGACGGGAAGUAUCCAAUUAGAGAAGCGUUCAUGACCUUGACCCAUUACAAUAGAAAGUAUAACGGGAAUGUUCAAGGCAUCAUAACCAGUCAAAAUGAAACAUGGCAAAAGCUUCGAAGUACGUUUCAACAAAAAAUGCUACGACCAAAGGCAGUGGCUGCUUAUUUUGAUGAACAGUCAAAGGUUGCAGACGAACUUGUAGAAAAAUUCUCGCGUACCAAAUGUGUAAAUGGCAUUGUAGAAGAUAUUCGCAGUGAUCUCACAAAAUUUGCAACGGAAGGUAUUGGUUUAGUGUGCUUCAAUAAAAGAUUUGAUCUGUUAUUGAGUAAGGAGGAGAAUGCUGAAGCAAGACAGUUCCUAUAUUAUGUUCGUGUAAUUAUGGACACAACACAUAACGAAUUUAGGAGACUUCCAUUUUACAAACUAUUUGAGACGCCCUCAUACAAAGAGUUUGUGAAGGCAAAGAUUUUUGUAAAAGAAAUGGCAAAUAAAUACUCAAAACAAGCUUUAAAAGAAAUGGAAGAACGAUCAAAAGACGGUACAGAAGUAGAUGGGGAGAAUGGCGAUCUCAUUCCUUAUCUAAUGAGCAAGUCUUCUCUAACAGAGGAAGAAGUUUUCAAAGUCAUUAGUGAAUUCAUAUUAGUAGGAGUCGACACAACAAGUCAUCACAUAGCCUAUAUGUUAUAUUUAUUGGGAACACAUCCUGAUGUCCAAGAAAAGCUCCACGAAGAAAUUUCAAGACACAUUGACAAGACAUUGUCUAUCGACAACCUACAACAAAUGACUUACUUAAAAGCAGUGGACAAAGAAGUUCAUAGAUUGCUGCCAGUAGCUGGUGGAACUAUUAGAAGACUGACACAGGAUAUUAAUCUACGGGGCUAUCAUAUACCUGCUGGGACAACUGUUGCAGUUCACUGGGAACAAUCGAUGCUGGAUGAAGUCAACUUUAAAGAUGCUCAUUCCUUUAAGCCAGAACGAUGGUUGAGAGAUAACGUAAAUAGAAAGGAAAUUCAUCCAUUUGCCGCAAUACCAUUUGGCGUAGGACAAAGAUCCUGCAUAGGACGACGGUUUGCUGAACAAGAGACAUUUCUUGCAGUUGUUAAGAUACUUCAAAGUUAUCAAAUACAAUAUGUCGGAGAAGAUCUAAAAUUAGACUAUGGUGUUAAUGUUGCUCCUGCUACCAAAAUGAGAUUCCAGUUUACACCAAGAAAUCCAACACACUGAAUUGGAUAUGGAAUGACAACUGGUAAUAUAUCCUGACGUUUACACGACUGUCCAUUCCAAAAAAAAAACGCAACGGGUGAUAUAAUUCCCAUGGAAAGAUGACAACGUGAUAAUAUUACUAUGUACAAUAUUUGAAAUGUGGCCAUCCCUCUCUUGUGACAUUUCCGGUCAGAUUUAUGAAUGAACUUGUAACUUGAUAAGUGCAUUUAUUAUUUAUCGUAAAGCAUUGUAUAAGGAUGUUUGUACUUGUGAGAAUACAGUUUCAGUAUAGAAAAACAAACAUAUACCCAUAAUAGGUAACUAUAGAUUAUACUAUCAAAUAAAGGGAAUUUAUACCGGAUUCACCCAUAGUAUAAACUAUGUGACUUCUGCUUCAAAUACUGAUUUGAAAAUGCGAUCUAUUUGCCGUAUAGAAUGAAAACGUAAAACUUAUUAUGGAAUCUAUGUAAUUUUGCAUGAAUUUUACAAAAAUACCGAACUCCAAGGUAAAUUCGAAAGGGGUUAGUCCUUAAAAACUGACAAAACCAAACGCAUCAUUAUUUCAACUAAUAUAACAGAUAGAUUGCAAUGAACAGCCUAUCACAUUAUCAGGGUCUAUAAUAUUAUUUUGGUCACUUGCAAAAGUUAAAAUAACACCAAAAGUCCAUGGUAAUUUUAGUAUUUUUUCCUUGCCACUUUGAGAAUAUUAUGCAUUCAGGGAAACCUUUUUUUAAAAAUGGACAUUAAACUUAGUGAAAAGAGAGCAACAUCCUAAACGAUUGACCUUGUACUAAAUGCAUAACGUUAUUUUCAUUUUGGUGUAUUCAAAAAUAAAUUAACAUUUACUUACAAUCUGUUGGAUUAGGAAUAGGCAAAAUGCUUCAUUUUUAAAUAAAAUAGAUUUUAUGUAGAUAUUUUGACGUGAUAUAGCACAAUAUGACAUUAUAUUUAAUUAUAGUUAUAUAAGGGACUUGCUCAACAUUUCGAAGGUUAAAACUACGUAUUUUGACGCGAUAUUGCACGCAUAUAUUAAUAUAUUUCAUUAGAGUAAUAUUUGAGAAUUGCCCAAAAUAGCCAAGUAAAACUGUAUAUAUUUUGACGCGAUAUUAAACACAUAUGACAUAAUAUAUAAUUAGGGUAGUAUUACAGAUUUACUCAACACAGCAAAAGUAAAACUGUAUAUCUGUUAAUCUGUAUAUAACAGAAUAACAAGACGGGUUGUUCAAACCUUCAUGUCAAAUUAACGGCAGUUUUCUGUUAAACAAUUAGGAAAUGUUUUGUUGUCAGAACUGUACAUUUAUUUAAAUAUGUAUAUAUAUGUUCAUCUGUACAUAGAUCACUUAAAAUACAAUUCACUGAAAUAACGAUUCUACAGAAUUAAACCUCACUAUUAAAAUGUUGUUAAAUGUUAAAAGAAGUAAAGUUUUUUUUUCAUUUUAAGCUAACAUAUUUUUAUCUAUGUUUUUCAAUGCUUACGAAUAAUGUAAAUAUCAUUAUAAGAGGUUUAAUCUUAGAGGAAAACCAUUAAACAAAAGCUCAUAAAAAAGCCUACUAGCAAUUGGUGCCAUCAUAUACAUUGCAACACAUUCUUAUAGAGUGCAAUAUAUCAAUAAGUUAUUUGUGUAUUUUGUUUAAUUAUUUAUUUAAUGUUGUAUGUAAAAGUUUAUUAAAAGAUUUAUCAAAGAUA
Molecule: messenger RNA, 3525 nt
Organism: Mytilus californianus (California mussel)
Lineage: Eukaryota; Metazoa; Mollusca; Bivalvia; Mytilida; Mytilidae
Product: cytochrome P450 10-like
Exons: 10
Coding region: 306-1859 (517 amino acids)
Biological process (GO): C21-steroid hormone biosynthetic process; cellular response to peptide hormone stimulus; cortisol metabolic process
Cellular component (GO): mitochondrial inner membrane
Molecular function (GO): monooxygenase activity; heme binding; iron ion binding
Source: RefSeq, a predicted model, not a curated record